CAAGAAAGUCAAAAAUGUCACAAACACCUCUAAAUUCCUGUUAAAUGAAUGGAGCCAUCGGUAGAACACCUGAAAAAUGUUUACGUUUGCCUUGCAGUAUCAAUCCUCUCAGCAGCAGUAGGACUAUUAUCCAUUGGCUCAUUACUUAAGAACCUACUCUCCAUAGCUCUCCUAUCAACUGGGGGAAGCACUUUGUUCUUCCUUUUGGUACUCAUAUUACCCGAUAUACCCGACAAGAACAGAUCCCUGAGGUUCUCCUUCCUCCUGGGCUUCGCAGGAUUUUCUGGCAUCGGCCUGACGAACAUCUUCAGGAGUGUCAUGCAGUAUGAUCCAAUUUUGUCAAUAACAGCACUUCUGGAAACUUGUCUGAUAUUCAGUUCGUUGUCAGCUUGUGCAAUUUUUUCAGAAAGAGGUCGGUGGCUCUUCCUUGGGAUACCCUUGACAGUGCUACUCUUCACCUUGAUUAUCGUGUCAUUCGCCAACGUUGUUGAUGAAUCCAAAGCAGUUUCCAGAGCUAUAGUUUAUCUGAGUCUUUUUGCGAUGUGCGGGCUUGUACUUUAUGAUACCCAGGUUAUCAUUGAAAGAUACAAUAAUAAGGAUGCUGAUUUCAUUGGACAGACCAUGAACGUUUUCACCGAUUUUAUUGGAAUUUAUCGGAGACUUCUGAUUAUAGGAGUAGAUAAUAAAUUGCGAGAAACCUCAGAAGACUCAGAUGAAGAUGAAGAAUUUUUAUUUGGUUUAUUCUCUUCAACUGCUGCUCCUAUGCAUGCCCUUUUAUGAGAAUUUCGUGCAGGGCAACAAAUAACUAUACGAAUAAAGAAUUUAACAACUCUAAAUUGUCUAAAGGAAACAAACAUUGUUAUUCACUGUUACCCAAUCAAGCUAAAAUAAUUAAAAUCGUGGUAGUA
Harmonia axyridis is the source of this 908-nucleotide messenger RNA. RefSeq names its product probable Bax inhibitor 1. NCBI's taxonomy places the organism in Eukaryota, Metazoa, Arthropoda, Insecta, Coleoptera, Coccinellidae. Gene Ontology annotation, cellular component: mitochondrial membrane. Gene Ontology annotation, molecular function: enzyme binding. The record is from RefSeq and is a predicted model, not a curated record. Bases 49 to 780 code for a protein of 243 amino acids. The transcript has a single exon. Gene Ontology annotation, biological process: cellular response to unfolded protein; negative regulation of apoptotic signaling pathway; negative regulation of endoribonuclease activity.